AUGGAUGGUUCUAUGAUGUUUGUCUUUUAUCCAGGGAAAUCAAACAAUGAUUUGACCGUUAGUGUUCGGUCUACUAGUGGCCAUUAUCCGCCUAAACCCCCGCCUGAGCAUCCUGCUGUUCGGGUUCAUCGAAGCUUUAUUGAUUCGCAGGGAUAUCACCACGCAGAGGUCAUCUGCUACUCUUGUGAUAAAUGGGACGAAAAUGGAGUGGACGUACUUUCAGGCCAGCAGCGUUGGAUAUGGGCCGCAAACGGGCUCCAGUCGACUCAAACAUCUGAUUUGAAUCUUCCCCUGCAACGGCAUGUAGAUUAUAAUAUAAUGUCCAUGAAUAUGGCCUCGAGUAUUUCCUUCACAAACGACCGCCAAUUUCCACUUAUUCAAGAUUCUCGAGGAUGUCAUGGUGCCGGUGAUGUGACGAACAUGUACACAAGAUCCAGAAAGUCUAGCGGAGUUUUGAUCUUAUGUCACGGGCUGCUCUUAGGUGGAGCUUUCCUCGUCGGGUUCCCCGCUGGAGUGAUAGCCAUACGAAUUGGUGGCAACAAAGCGUUCGUACAUCACUGGCUUCUUCAAGCAAUAUCACUCACAUUGGCACUAACUGGCGCUAUGACUGGGAUCUGGUUCUCAUGGUCUACUCCAAGGUUCGCCCAUUUUGACCACCCACAUCAAAUCGCGGGUCUGCUCAUCAUGUCAUCUCUGUUCAUUCAAGUUUUCCUUGGAAUCUGCCAUCAUUACAAAUUCCAGAAAACAGGUACCCGAUCAAGUGUCUCACACUGGCACAAGUUGAUAGGACGUAUAUCUAUUGCGGCUGGCGUUAUUAACACUGGAGGUGGUCUCUAUCUGAAACAAGCUGGUAUUGGAGCUUGGGCAAUCGUUUUACUUCUCGUAGCAUUGGACUUAACUGUUUUAGUUAUCUUCACCAGAAACAGGUCGAGGUCUUCUGAUUCUGGAACUUCAACUGCGUCUUACUUGCCGGUGAAGGGCGAGCACGUGGUUGAUGACUCGGUCUUCACAGUAGCGGACGAUAAGGAUAUAGAGGAAUAUUGA
Molecule: messenger RNA, 1044 nt
Organism: Venustampulla echinocandica
Lineage: Eukaryota; Fungi; Ascomycota; Leotiomycetes; Helotiales; Pleuroascaceae
Exons: 6
Coding region: 1-1044 (347 amino acids)
Source: RefSeq, a predicted model, not a curated record